GUAAAACAGAUGUUUUGUUUUGAAAACACCCCAGAGGCCUGAAAUCCCUGAAGUGAGCCGGAGGCAGGCGCUAGGUGAGGAGGCAGCUCAGGGGAUGCGGCAGGGGCAUGCCCACAGCCCCGGGAGAGAGCCGAGCGGGAAGAAGGACCCACCGUUAUCAGGCGGAAAAGGCAGCGCCUACUGAGGAGUCAGGGAGAUCACAUCCCACCCACCCUGAAACCUCACCCACAGCUUCCUAGCAUCAUCGGUUCAAAGUUUAGCCCUCGUUUUACAAAGGACGACACUUGACGCUCAGAGAAGCUACGCACUUGGCCAAGGUGACCCAACAAAUUAGUGGGCGAGUUGGGAUUCGAACCCAGCUGCCCACACUCCCAAGUCCAGAGCCUUUCCCACUGCCCGGAGCUGGGGCUGGUAGUGUCAGCACACCCCUUCCCUGACCCAGGCGCUGGGGGGGCGUCCUGGGCACAGGGCUUGGGGCCAGUGCCCAGCCUCACGCUGACUUCAGCGAAUCUCCCGGCUGGGACCGCAGACCGGUCUGCCUCCCUCCUUCGGGAGCCAGGACUGGUCGGGCCUCAGCCGGUUGCCAUGGAGACUGGCGUACACAGGACAGCGGCGCGCGGGGCUCCGGGCUGGCCACCUGCCUCUGAACCUGAGCAGCGCCCCCCAGCCCGGCUCCUCUCCUCCUCUCCACGGAGGGCGAGGCGCCUCCUCCAGCCACGGAGAACAGCAAUCAUGAAAGCCUUUUUAAAAUGCUCUGAAGGCUUUAUUUUCCUGAGAAGAUAUACUACCAUUGGAAGGCAUGAAAAUUCAGACAUUAUUUUAAAGUACCCAGAUAUCGACAACCACCAUGCCGUCAUUGAGUUCAAUGAAGAGGAAGGCAGCUUCAUCCUUCAGGAUUUCAACUCGCUCAGUGGGACCUUUGUUAACAACUGCCACAUUCAGAACGUAGCAGUGAAACUGAAACCAGGGGAUGUCCUGCGGUUUGGAUCCAGGGGGCUCACCUAUGAGCUGGUGGUGGAAUUCCUAACCUCAGGCCGGUACUCAUCAUGGCCCAGGACAGUGGACCCACACCCGAGCCCUGGAUUCACUACACAGUUUCCUAUACUCCAUAAUCAACCAAUAAGUGCUCACAGAAGCUGGUCCCAAGGACUGAUGGAAGGCACACAACCUCGGCCCCCUGUGGAAAAAAGACCAAUCAGUGCCGGAGGGAGAAGGAUGCUGAACAUUCCUUCAGAUCCAAUUGGCAGAUCUCCUGUUAAACAAGUCUGGACAUCUGGAGAGCCAAUCUGGUCAUCUGAUGACCUGGAUCAACGCUCUACAACACCCCACGAAAAGGGCCGAGUUAUGCACCUGAAUGAGUCCCACCUGGUCAAUAUGCCCCAUCUGGAGCAGUCCCACUUCAUCAAUAUCUCACACCUGGAUCAGUCCCACCGCAUCAGUAUCCCAUACCUGGAGCAGACUCAUCUGGUCACCAUUACCAAUGAACUCAAUGCCCAAGAUGACAUCAUUGAGCACCUGGGACAGGAAGUCAACCGCCUCUCAGGCGUUGAGAUGGAAUGCAAACACAAAGACGCCGUGAUUGCCAAUCUCCAAAAUGAAGUGGCUACCAUGUCUCAGAAGCUGCUGUUAGUGCAGGCAGCUCCCGGCCAAAGUAACAUCGAGAUGGGUCAGAAGCUAGAGCUGCUGGAUCAGGACCUUGAUGACAAAAACUCUGAGAUUCAAUCCUUGAAAAACCAGAUCACUGCCCUCCAAAAAGGAUACAGUAACAUGUUGUGUCAGACCCUCACUGAGAGAAACAUGGAGAUUGCUAAUCUGAAAGCCGAAGGGGAGAAUUUAAAGAAAGACAAAGCGAUGAGCUCAGAGUUGGUGGACAGUUUGCAAAAGGACAUCGGAUUGAAGGACAGCAUGGUCCAAAAACUAAAGCUGGAGGUGGACAGACUGAAGAGCGAAAACCAAGAAAAGGAUUAUCAGCUUUUGGCCAUCACUUCCAGGUGUGCAAAACUGAAAGGAGACUUGAAUAAAGAUGAGCUGGAAGCCAGAGAGAAAGAACUAAAGUCAUGCAAAUCCUACAUCAAAGACCUGGAACAGCAAAUGAAAGUCCUGGGAGAACAGCUCCGAAAAAGUUGCAAUGAGCAAAGCCUCAUCUCCAAGACACUGAAAGAAAAGAACAAGGCUGAAGAGAAACUGCAGGAAGAUUCCAGGAAGAAAUUAAUUCAGCUUCAAGAGAUGGGGUACAGAGAGCGCCUCAUUAAAGACAAUUUGGACAAAACAGUGUGUCAGCUGGAACAUUUCCGAAGUCAAAUCAUCGAAGUCAUCUAUGGCCAAGGGAAACUGCCCCAGUCCAGGAUCGUCACCAAUCAGCAGCUGGUAGAGACGAUCUCCCGUGUCAUCCAGGACAACUUCAACUUGCAGCAGAAAAAAAUCAUCGAGAAUCAGAGUAGCUGGUCCACCAGCUCCAGCAAGGACGAGUCCCUGGUCCAAGUGGACAAGCUGAAGGCCUUCUUGGAGGACUGCCAGACUUGCUUGAGAUUGUCUUGCUGCGGCAAUGACUUGAGAAAGCAGCUCGGUGACUUUGAGAACCUCUCGGUGGAUGCCUCUGUGUUGUGGCUGCACAAAGCCCUCGUGGACAUUCUGCAGAGGGUAGUGUGCUGGGUGGAAGAAUUCGAGAAGCUCCUGAACAAUGUGGGCAUCCAGCUGUCUGACUCCGACAAAGGAUUGUCAUUGUACUUCAGUAAGUUUCUGGAAAAUCAUAAGAAGAUUGCAAAAAGGAACCAAGAGCUCCAGGUCAAGCUCAACAACCUAGAGGAGGCUCACCAUUCUCUGCUGCAGAGGAUGCAAGAACAAGCCUUGGAGCAUGAGAGGCAGAUAAAGGAACAGAUCAAGCAGCUGCAGGAAAAGCAAGAAGAGGAAAACCGGGUUUGGAAGAACAAUAUGACUCAGGAAAAGAACCAAGCUGAGGCUGCUGUGGAAGAAGAGAAGAAAAAAGUCCAAGAUCUUGAGAACCACUUAAGGCAACUGAGAAAGGAAGUGGAAUCUAAAUCCCAAGAAAGGCAAGUUUUAAGCUCUCACUUAAAUGAGGCCCUGACCAUGGUGGAAGAAAACCAGCAGACAAAUAUCGAGGACCAAAAAGAAAAAGAAUCCCUUGCUCUGAGUUUGAGCAAAGCCCUGGAGGAGCUCAGCGAAGCCAGAAAGAAACAAAUCCUUCUGGGGGAACAACUUUUGAAGCAGCAGGAAACCCUGAAGAUAGCGGAGGAGGAGAAAAACCUGCAGAAGAGAAACCUGGAGGUGGAGAUCAUGCAGUACAGGGAGCAGGUCAAGCAGCAUUCUCAGACCAUAGUCACUCUGGAGGAGAGGCUACAGAAAGUGACGCAGCAGAACAAGGACAUUGAACGGAAGAUUGUGAACCUCAAGGAAAAUAUACCAGUUCAAAAGGAAAUACAGAAAGAUCCUUUGCUAAAGACUCUUGCCACUGGAAAGUCAUAUGACUAUCUAAUGGAAGAAUUCAUGGUUGCUCAGAAGCAGCUUAUCUCCCAGCACGAGCUCAUCCUCGCCCUGAAAACAGACCUUUCCAAAAACCAACCUAAGACAUCUGCAUUAAAAGCUGAGCCUGAUGAACAGCUAAAAGCAGAGAUGGGGCAGAAUCUCCCAGUUGAGCAACAGGAGCACGAGUUGAGCAAGUUGAAGGAGAGGCUGAUUCAGAUGUCCAACCUGGUGGAGAAGAAGAACAAAAAGAUUGAAAGCUUGAAAGCUUAUCUAAGAAACCCCAUCUCUGCAGAAACCAGAAAGAUCUGCACCAUGUGUGAUGUGGAGAUACAAGUGGACGUUACUGAAAAUGACCUGCACAUCUUUAACCAAGAGGUUUCACCCUUCAUUGAACUAGGAACUAAAUGCAAAGGGCUCCGACAUGAGGAAACCAUUCAGCGCCAGAAAAGGGCCCUGUCCCAACUACGGGAGCGAAUCAAGGAACUCGAAAACACCCCUGGCCUAAAUGCUGAAGACACAGUAACGGAACCACUUCCAGAAUCCAAGAAGCCCAAAUUGGGGGAAAAUGCCAAAAUGAUGGAGAAGGAGCCAAAUGUACUAUCUCUGCCAAACAUUGAUCUCAGAAUAGAAAGCAAACCAAUUCACUCUUUGCCCCCAAAUUGCCUUCCCAGCCCAUCUGCAGAUAGGUCAACAAGAGUGGAUUUGACUGAGACUCUAGACCUCAGUGAGAAGCUGUACCUGGAUAUGAGUAAAACACUCGGCAGCCUAAUGAACAUCAGGGAUAUGUCGGGAAACGUAUCUAUGAAAUACCUUUCCCAGAAGGAGCGGGAAAAGGUCAACCAGCUUCGGCAGAGGGACCUAGAUCUGGUGUUUGAUAAGAUCAGCCAACUCAAGAACCGGCUGGAGCGGAAGGAGGAGCUUCUGAGAGAAUACGAAAGAGAUAAUGAGGCACUCAGGCAGAGUAAAGUGCCCUGGCAGGUGUAUCAGGCGCAGGUGAGUAAACUAGAAGAUGAAAUCUACAAGGAGGCGGAAGAGAAAGCUCUGCUGAAGGAAGCCCUGGAGAGGACUGAGCAGCAGCUCAGCCUGGAGAAGAAGAUAAACCGCUCCAUCAAGCAGCAGAAGGAACGGUUAGAGGAACAGGAGCAGAGGGCCCCAAAGGAAAUAUCCCCUUUCGUCUGUGUACCCAAAGAGAGGCAAGAACGGAAGCUGAUGUAUACCGAAAUAUUGAAGAGCAAAGUUACCCAGUCACCUCCUAUGCUCAGGGUCAAAAAGAUCAUGCCCAAGACAAACCAGGAGAAAGACCUACAGAACAAAGAGUCACCACAGAAAACCAUCCUGGAAAUCAUCAUCCCUAAAACAAGUGAUAGGAACUAGCAGAAGUGUGCCCCACUACACUUUCCAAAUCACAAGUCUUUUGGAACCUUCUGUGGACAGUUGCUGAAUGCUGCUCCUAGAUCUUUGAAGCACACCUAGAAUUUUGUUCCCCCUUCCCCCAC
Molecule: messenger RNA, 4979 nt
Organism: Phascolarctos cinereus (koala)
Lineage: Eukaryota; Metazoa; Chordata; Mammalia; Diprotodontia; Phascolarctidae
Source: RefSeq, a predicted model, not a curated record